GAACACCGCAUUCGACGCACGCGAGAGCUGCAGCGGACAAACGCGAUUGGUGCCGACAAGCAUUUCGGUGAUUCCGCAACGCACGGACAGAGCGAGCCGAGCUACAACUUAGCCACAUGUUUAUAUCAUCUGUUCGGACUGAUUUAUUCCGGAAUUCGCGUUUGUUUUUUUAAGAAAAAAAGGGGAAAAGAGAGGAAGGGUCUGAAAACGUCCCCGUUGAGACUGCGAUGUUUGAUGUGAAUUGCUUCUUCAAGGUCUCACAGGAGAGCUAGCGGGGCACAGCCGGCGAAUUCAAGCGGAGCCAGAAGAGCCAACAACAGUUAGCUAGCUGUAGCCUGUUAGCUACCCGUUAGCUUAGGAGCCACUAACUCGUUCACUCUCGCCAGGCACCUGCACGCCGUGCUGUCCUGAGUAAAAGCUAAUUAACCGGUAACAGUCGACCAAGUGCGGGCCCGCUCUAUUAUUUAUAAGUAUUAUUUGUUCAAAGUGCCGGAGUGACGUCGAAGGAGGAGAGAACCGUGACAGGCUGAGGUUGGGACCAACAGGGCGAAACGAGCGCUGUCCUUAAGUGGCCGUACACCAUGGACAACGCACACACAAAGACGGUUGAAGAAGUUUACAGCUUUUUUAACGUGAAUGAAAGCACAGGUCUGAGUUUAGAGCAGGUGAAGAAACAACGGGAACGAUAUGGAGCAAACGAAUUGCCAGCUGAGGAGGGUAAAUCUCUUUGGGAGCUAGUGGUUGAACAGUUUGAAGAUUUGCUUGUGAGGAUCCUUUUACUUGCUGCCUGCAUAUCCUUUGUACUGGCCUGGUUCGAAGAGGGAGAGGAAACCGUUACAGCCUUUGUGGAGCCUUUCGUUAUCCUACUUAUUCUCAUAGCAAAUGCUAUUGUAGGAGUCUGGCAGGAGCGAAAUGCAGAAAAUGCCAUUGAAGCACUCAAGGAGUAUGAGCCGGAGAUGGGGAAGGUCUACCGCCAGGAUAGGAAGAGUGUCCAGAGAAUCAAGGCCAGGGACAUUGUGCCUGGGGACAUUGUGGAGGUGGCCGUUGGUGAUAAAGUGCCUGCAGACAUCAGGCUGACUUCUAUCAAGUCAACCACUCUGAGGGUAGACCAAUCAAUUCUCACAGGAGAGUCUGUGUCUGUGAUCAAACACACUGACCCGGUGCCUGACCCACGUGCUGUCAACCAGGACAAGAAGAACAUGCUCUUUUCUGGCACCAACAUUGCAGCUGGAAAGGCUGUCGGUGUGGUGGUGGCCACAGCCGGCAACACAGAAAUAGGCAAAAUCCGGGAUGAGAUGGCAUCAACAGAGCAGGAGCGCACACCACUGCAGCAGAAGCUGGACGAGUUUGGACAGCAACUAUCCAAGGUCAUUACACUGAUCUGCAUUGCUGUGUGGAUCAUCAAUAUUGGACAUUUCAAUGAUCCUGUUCAUGGAGGCUCCUGGAUCCGUGGCGCUGUCUAUUACUUCAAGAUUGCUGUGGCCUUGGCUGUUGCAGCUAUUCCUGAAGGUCUGCCUGCUGUCAUCACUACUUGCCUGGCUCUGGGAACACGGCGCAUGGCCAAGAAGAAUGCCAUUGUCCGCAGUUUGCCCUCUGUGGAGACCCUUGGCUGUACAUCUGUCAUCUGCUCUGACAAGACUGGCACAUUGACCACCAAUCAGAUGUCUGUGUGCAGGAUGUUCAUCAUUGACCAGGCAGCGAAUGAUAGCUGUACAUUAAAGGAGUUCUCUGUCACUGGCUCUACAUAUGCCCCAGAUGGAGAAGUGUAUCAAGACAACAAACCAGUCAAAUGUUCCCAGUACGAUGCUCUGGUGGAGCUGGCCUCUAUCUGUGCUCUCUGUAAUGAUUCCUCAUUAGACUAUAAUGAGGCCAAAGGAGUGUAUGAGAAGGUGGGUGAGGCGACGGAGACCGCUCUCACAUGCCUGGUGGAGAAGAUGAACGUGUUCGACACAGAUGUUAAAGGCCUGUCCAAGAUUGAGAGAGCCAAUGCUUGUAAUUCUGUGAUCAAACAGCUGAUGAAGAAAGAGUUUACACUGGAAUUUUCCAGAGAUAGGAAGUCCAUGUCUGUGUACUGCACUCCUAAUAAGGCCCGUUCUUCUGUUGGCAAGAUGUUUGUAAAGGGUGCCCCCGAGGGAGUGAUUGACAGGUGCACACACAUCCGUGUAGGCAGUAACAAGGUGCCCUUGACCCCUGGCAUCAAGGAAAAACUGAUGUCUGUGAUCAGAGAAUAUGGAACUGGCAGGGACACCCUGCGCUGUCUGGCUCUGGCCACCCGAGACAGCAGCAUGAGCAAAGACGACUUAGUGUUGGAAGACUCCAGCCGCUUUAUUGAAUACGAGACUGAUCUGACGUUUGUCGGCUGUGUGGGCAUGCUGGAUCCACCCAGGGCAGAGGUGGCAGCCUCUAUCAGACUUUGCCGUCUUGCAGGCAUCCGUGUAAUUAUGAUCACUGGAGACAACAAGGGGACGGCGGUUGCCAUCUGUAGACGUAUUGGUAUUUUUGGAGAAGACGAUGAUGUUUCCAGCAUGGCAUUCACUGGCCGAGAGUUUGAUGACCUGUCCCCUGCAGCACAGAGGGAUGCUGUGGUCAAAGCCCGCUGCUUUGCCCGAGUUGAGCCUUCACACAAAUCCAAGAUUGUUGAGUUUCUGCAGUCCUAUGAUGAGAUCACAGCUAUGACUGGCGAUGGAGUAAACGAUGCUCCUGCUCUAAAGAAGGCUGAAAUUGGUAUUGCCAUGGGCUCCGGCACUGCUGUGGCCAAGACCGCCUCUGAGAUGGUGCUUGCUGAUGACAACUUCUCCACCAUUGUAGCUGCAGUCGAGGAAGGCAGAGCCAUUUAUAACAACAUGAAACAGUUCAUCAGAUACCUCAUCUCCUCAAACGUGGGCGAGGUUGUCUGCAUCUUCCUGACUGCGGCUCUGGGGUUCCCCGAAGCCCUCAUCCCUGUCCAGCUGCUCUGGGUCAACCUGGUGACAGAUGGUUUGCCCGCCACUGCUUUGGGCUUCAACCCACCUGACUUGGAUAUCAUGAGCAAGCCACCACGUAACGCCCGAGAGCCCCUCAUCUCUGGAUGGCUCUUCUUCAGAUACCUAGCUAUCGGAUGUUAUGUGGGUGCUGCCACUGUUGGUGCUGCUGCAUGGUGGUUCGUUGCUGCUGAGGAUGGACCAAGGAUCACCUUUUACCAGCUGAGCCACUUCCUGCAGUGUGGUCCAGAGAACCCAGACUUCACAAAUCUGGACUGUAAGAUCUUUGAGUCUCCUUACCCAAUGACCAUGGCCCUGUCUGUGCUGGUCACCAUUGAGAUGUGCAAUGCUCUGAACAGUGUGUCAGAGAACCAGUCGCUGCUGAGGAUGCCUCCCUGGGAGAAUGUGUGGCUGCUGGGAGCCAUCUGCCUCUCCAUGUCCCUUCACUUCCUCAUCCUCUAUGUGGAGCCUCUUCCAAUCAUCUUCCAGAUCACCCCUCUGAACCUGACACAGUGGCUGAUGGUGCUCAAGAUAUCACUGCCUGUCAUUCUUUUGGAUGAGUUCCUCAAGUUUGCCGCCAGGAACUACCUGGAGCCUGGUAAAAAACUGGAGAAGCCUGCCAGCUCCAAAGGCUGCUGCCUCACUGCAUGCAUGGAGGGCAUCUCCUGGCCUUUUGUGGCCGUUUCCCUCCCCUUGGUCCUCUGGAUCUACAGCUCCGACACUAACAUGGCCGACAUGUUCUGGUCCUGACUGACUUGAGCACAUCUUCGACUUUUCCAUUCCCUGACCCCCACCAUCACUUCCCCCUUUCAUCCCCUCCCCACCCCGUCUUCCCACAUGUGCGUAGAUAGCGUGUGUGCGUGGUUGUAGGUUAGCGUGUGUACUUGUGUGUGCCUACCGUGUGUGUGUAUGAGAAGGACCAACUUUAAAACAUGAAACGUAACAAAUAAUAUAAGACGACGACAUUGAGAGGUCACCUGGUUUGAGUUGGGGUAGGAAUUGAGAACAGGUGAGGCUUUAAAUGCGAGUGUUAGAACACCAUCACUCCCAUAGCUUUGGACUUUGUUGCUGGUUUGAGAGAAAAUAUACUAUUGCCAUUUUUUUUCUUAAUGUUAAUAUUGCCUUUAAGGUUUAUAUUUUAAUGAUUUUGGGAAUAUCAUUUGUCUCAUGUCACUACAGAAGAUUCAUUUGUUUAGCAUCCCUCUCCAAGGAAAUUAAGAUAUCAGAAUCAGUUGAUCUGUACAGAGAUUGAAUUUUAUGCAACAUUUUUUUUUUUAAUGGCUAUGUAAAUUUUUUGACCGGCGUGGCUUAGACAUUACCGCCUUGAUUUAUUUUCUAAUGUUUACCAUUGUGUCUUCAGUAUAAACUCAGAACUCUUUCAGAGAAGGAGAAGCUCCAUGGUGCAGACAAGGACGGGGGGAAAGGUUUGGGAGUUGAACGUUUGAAUGCUCCGCUGAAACAAAAGAAAACAAAAUCCAAAAAAAAAACAAAAAUCCGCAUGUCCUGUGACAAAGCAUGAACUCUAUGUGGUUUCUCAUUUCUAAUUUAAUUAUGUGUGCCCCCCCCAUGUUCGAGUAUAAAAUAACUUCCUGGAUGUUUUUUUUUUUUUCUUUUUUUUUACAAUAAUGAAUUGAUGAUAAGCCAGUUUUUCUGCACUGGGCAGAGCACAGCUACCUCAAUAUGAUAAAAAGAUUUUUGUUUUGCUCAUCUCUAGAUGCUGUUCCUUAAUGGACUUGCUAAAGUGUAACAUCUGAGGUGUGCCCCUAUUUGCUUGUGCAGAAAACAGAACAAAAUUUUCCUUCCCUCUAACAUUUUUAAGGAUAUAUUUUGUUUGUAUUGAUUUUUUUUUUUUUUUUUGACACAUUAACUUUAUUCGUGGUCUUUGCUUUGGAGACAGAGCUGAGUGGGGAUGAUGUUAUGUUUAACCAUCGCCAUGGCGUUUGAUUCAAAGGACAUAAUCAUUAAAACUUAAUAAAAAAAAUACUAAUAGUACUCAAAAUGAACUUGGAUUGCAAAUAAGAACCCAAAAUGUUGUUUUUUACUUCAAAGAAAAAUACACUCAUAAACCCUUUGAAUCAAAGUGUUUUCUGUCUUUAUUUGUUGAGGCCAGUGGUUUUCAACAUUAUUCAUAUCCAGUGUUUUUUGUAUGUACAUAUAAUACUUGAAUACAGCUCAUUUCAUACAUAUGAAUGCUUCAGUUUCCUUGGCACAACUUGACAGGCAGGAGACACUCAAGACACAGAAAAGAACCAGCUCAUGUGUAUAUCUGACUCUUACAGGCUUUAAUAUUUAGAUAUUAGUUUGUGCUGGACUACUUUGUGGUAGUGUAUACAUGUUGGAUCCAGGCCCCAUACAGUCAACUGCACUCAUCUUAGACCUCUUACUUUGUAUGGAGAAAAAAAAAAAACACCCCCAACUAAAAGCAUGUUUUUUGGGUAGAAGCCUGGGUUUUUGCUCGCUGUGUGUUUGUGUUCCACUUUACAACAACUGUGUGCUUUUUCUUCCUCAAUGCCUUCCGUUGGCUCCCCUGUCAGUAGAGUGAGUAUCCAUUUGCUUUUUUCACACUCCAGUUCACCACAGCAGAAUCUCGGGGAAACAAAAGGACAGCAGAGACUUUUAGAUCACAUGCCACUAUUGUGAAUGUCACUGUGUGCUGUUCUUUUCAC
Messenger RNA from Acanthopagrus latus (yellowfin seabream), 5626 nucleotides. It is a transcript of the gene atp2a2b, whose product is annotated as ATPase sarcoplasmic/endoplasmic reticulum Ca2+ transporting 2b. The record is from RefSeq and is a predicted model, not a curated record. The coding region runs from base 582 to 3710 and encodes 1042 amino acids. The transcript is spliced from 23 exons. Lineage: Eukaryota; Metazoa; Chordata; Actinopteri; Spariformes; Sparidae. Gene Ontology annotation, molecular function: P-type calcium transporter activity; ATP hydrolysis activity; ATP binding. Gene Ontology annotation, cellular component: membrane. Gene Ontology annotation, biological process: calcium ion transmembrane transport; intracellular calcium ion homeostasis.